AUAGAUAAGUAAAACAAAUAAUCGUCUUUUGAUGGCGUUUAAUCUAUUGAUUAAAUUAAUAGUUCUACUUUUCAGCCCUUCCAGCCAGUAUUUGAAGUAUUUAUAGUGAUGACUUGCAUUUUAAAUGAUAUACUAGGCCUACACAGUAUGUCUCAUGUGAUAUGAUGACCUGUCCUUUGGGGAAUGAAUCAUCAAUACAUUAUUUCUUGUGUGGGGAUGGUGUCUUUUCAUUUCAGGGAGAGAUGUAUGCCUUCCCAAGGGAUGGCAAAUCAUUUUGCCUGAUGUGAACCAUAAGUGGGUGUCCAAGGCAUUGUUCAGGUGGUCUGGGAAUGGGAUUCCAGAGAUGGACUUUGCCAGGGUUGACAAAACAUGGUGGGACCACCCCCCACCACCAUCUGCAGCUCAGUAGAGAUGGAGAGGUACUUUUCCCAUCCUCUGCUGCUCUGGAUACCCAGGAAGCUCUGGCAGGCAAAGCUGUAUUGCCCACAUUCUAUGCAGUAAGAAGGUCAUCAUUUGGAACAUAUGGUUUCUUACACGGUUCCACGCAAAUACAUUGGAGAACUAAUUUGGAGUACCUCUUCGAUCAGACUGGUUUGGUGCUGCAGGAUUAUAAGGCUGCCAUUGAGGAACUGGAGAAAGGUGAUCCUGAUGUCCAAGGGGAGGAUGAGAGGGUUUGUCGAGCUUGUGGAAUUUCAGGGCCUGACAGUUCCAGUGCUGGAGACAGCCCUGCCUCUUGUUGGCACCUUUCAUCCUACUCCCACCCCCUCUACCAGCAUCCAGUCCACAGCUGCAUCAGUCAGUCCCCUGUCCUCCACUCCUCUAUGGGCUACUCCACCCCCUGGGCCUCUGUCCUCCACACCUGUGCUCGUCAGUCCCCUGUCCUCCACUCCUGUAUGGGCUACUCCACCCCCUGGGCCUCUAUCCUCCACACCUGUGCUCGUCAGUCCCCUGUCCUCCACUCCUGUAUGGGCUACUCCACCCCCUGGGCCUCUGUCCUCCACACCUGUGCUCGUCAGUCCCCUGUCCUACGUUCCUGUUCGGGCUAACGUUACUCCUUAGUCCAUGGACCAUAAAUGUUAUUUUUAAAGUGUGAAUUGGCUUUGGCUGUCAGCUUUAAUUUGAAGGUAUUUUCAUCCAUAUUACAGGACUUUUUUAUUACAACACUUUUUCUACAUAGUCUCUCCAUUUAAGAGGAACCAAAAGUAUUGGGAUAAAUUCACUUGUGUAUUUAAGUAGUCAAAAGUUUAGUAUUUGGUCCCAUAUUCCUAGCACACAAUGAUUACUUCAAGCUUGUGACUCUACAAAUAUUUGCUCUUUUGUUUUGGUUGUUUUUCAGAUUAUUUUGUGCCUAAUAGAAAUUACUGAUAAAUAAUGUAUUGUGUUAUUUUGGAGUCACUUAUUGUAAAUAAGAAUAGAAUGUUUCUAAACACUUCUACAUUAAUGUGGAUGCUACCAGGAUUACGGAUAGUCCUGAUGAAUUGUGAAUAAUGAUGAGAAAGACACACAAAUAUCAUACCCCCAAGACAUGAUGUAUGAUAAGGGCUAUGUUGAGAGGUAGCUUGCAAGUAAGCAUUUCAUUGUACUGUACUGUUCAUUGUUCUGCAUAUAUGAAUAAAAGUUGAUUUGACAGUAA
Molecule: messenger RNA, 1633 nt
Organism: Salmo salar (Atlantic salmon)
Lineage: Eukaryota; Metazoa; Chordata; Actinopteri; Salmoniformes; Salmonidae
Source: RefSeq, a predicted model, not a curated record